Molecule: messenger RNA, 665 nt
Organism: Opisthocomus hoazin
Lineage: Eukaryota; Metazoa; Chordata; Aves; Opisthocomiformes; Opisthocomidae
Source: RefSeq, a predicted model, not a curated record
UCCAAUGGCUUGUGCCAUCUUGUGCCACCUUCAACGACCUUCGCCUGGAAGGAAAACUCUGCGAUGCCAUCAUCAGUGUGGAUGGCACUGAAUUCAAGGCUCACAAGAACAUCCUCUGCAGCUGCAGCCACUAUUUCAGGGCUUUGUUUACCAGCGGCUGGAACAACGCAGAGAAGAGAGUCUAUAAAAUCCCCGGCACGUCACCUGAAAUGAUGAAGCUCAUUAUCGAGUAUGCCUACACCAGGACAGUACCCAUCACAGCUGACAAUGUUGAAGCUUUGCUAAUAGCAGCAGACCAGUUCAAUGUCAUGGGCAUCGUCCGGCUGUGCUGUGAGUUCUUAAAAUCCCAGCUGUGCUCAGAAAACUGCAUCGGCAUCCACAGACUCACAGAUCAUUACUACUGCCCCGACCUGCGGGAAGCAGCCUGGACGUUCAUCCUCCAUCACUUCGAGGAGAUGACCACGGUGUCCACAGAGUUCCUCCACCUCUCUGUCAACGAGCUGAAGAACAUCAUUGAGAAAGACGAGCUCAAUGUGAAAGAAGAAGCUGCCGUCUUCGAGGCUCUUGUGAAAUGGAUUGCUCACGACCCGCAGAACAGGAGGCAGCACAUCACGGUCUUGCUGAGCAAGGCCGCCAGCCCCACCACGCUGCUCACGAAGACGUGA